Molecule: messenger RNA, 1486 nt
Organism: Bradysia coprophila
Lineage: Eukaryota; Metazoa; Arthropoda; Insecta; Diptera; Sciaridae
Gene: wuho
Product: tRNA (guanine-N(7)-)-methyltransferase non-catalytic subunit wuho
Biological process (GO): tRNA modification; RNA (guanine-N7)-methylation
Cellular component (GO): nucleus; cytosol; tRNA methyltransferase complex
Molecular function (GO): protein binding
Source: RefSeq, a predicted model, not a curated record
CUGCACUCGUUGACAUUGUAGAUAAACUUUCCAUCAAAACACAGACUCAUUCACAAGGUGUCCUGUGUAUGAUGCAUUGUAAACUCACCGUCAAUUGAAUGAACAAGAUGAACAAACCAUCUGAUAACUGCAUGGCUGUCAGUACAAAAAUAUAACCAAGACUUGCGGUUGAGUUUGAUCAUUUGGUAGAAGAAAAAGCCGUACACACUGCCAUAGCAAUGGCAUUAUUAACCACAAUCGACAAAACGAUUCUACUGGCUGCGAAGCGUGAAAUCAAAUUCUUUGAUUCGAAUGGUACCCAUCUCUCCAAACUGACACUGCCACAGUUCGAUCCGAAAAGUGCAAAACAAACCGAGGAGAAUGACGACGACGAUGAGCAGGCUGAUGGUGUUGUCGCUCCGAGAAAAUCAGAUUCGUCCAAGGAUGGCAGUGUUAUCCAGAACAUUGGCGUGUCUCCGAAUGGACAGCUGCUGGUGAUAACGACCACUGGUGAUAAGCUCGUCUACAUGUACAAAAUUCUGGCGGCAGAUAAACAUGAACUGGUUUCGAAACGUGUACUCGCCAGGAUAUCAAGCUCAAUGGCAUUUUCUAGUGACUCACGCCACGUGUACAUUGCCGACAAGACCGGUGACUGUUAUGAGUUUGACUGUGAAAACCUCGAAGCGACGGGGAAAUGGAUUUUGGGACAUUUGAGCAUGCUUUUGGAUGUAGUGGUUACACAUGAUAAUCGAUUCGUCGUCACAUGCGAUCGGGACGAAAAAAUUCGAGUGACCAACUAUCCCGGAACGCAUCUGAUUGAAACGUAUUGCUUGGGCCACACCGAAUACGUGUCUGCCAUUUCAUUCCUUCCAACCGAUCCGAACCAAAGUCUGGUGUCCAUUUCGGGUGAUAAAAUGCUGAAGAUCUGGAAGUACCUUCAGGGUGUCGAAGUGUUUGAACAUGAAUUACCGGCGGCUGGUUUGAAAAUGAUUCUACGCAAAAUCGACGAACAGACUAGCCACGCAGCGGUGACACUAUUCGAGGGACCCAACUUAAUCAUCUACGAAAUUGUGCAGCAGACGAAUGGUCAGGAAUACAUUGUCAAAUUGUUGAGCGAACACAGUUUCAAGGAGUGCAAGGAGAUAUCGUCGAUAGUGUACGACGUCGAUGGUAACAUUUUACUGGCAGCAGUGAGUCCGGAAAAUUCGGUUGCUUUGCAUCGGCUUACGUACACCGACAAGUAUGCUGAAGAUGAUUCAAGUGAGCUGAAUGAAAAUCUCGGUGACACUGUGCUGGACUUGCAACACAAUUUCGAGAACAUUUCCAUGCUGUUCAAAAAACGCUACGACAACAUCAAGGACUAUCAUGAGAGGAAAAAACGUCGCAUCGAAGAUCAGAUCCGGAACAGCAGAUAACACAACAAGCAAUUCGGAAAUUCACAAAAAAAUUUAUUUUCUUAUCAAAAAAACACUUGGGCGACUGAAUUAAACGCAGAUGGGAAAUAAUA